Messenger RNA from Cryptomeria japonica (Japanese cedar), 2410 nucleotides. RefSeq names its product cytochrome c oxidase assembly protein COX15. The record is from RefSeq and is a predicted model, not a curated record. Lineage: Eukaryota; Viridiplantae; Streptophyta; Pinopsida; Cupressales; Cupressaceae. Bases 280 to 1731 code for a protein of 483 amino acids. Gene Ontology annotation, biological process: heme A biosynthetic process. Gene Ontology annotation, cellular component: mitochondrial inner membrane. The transcript has 8 exons. Gene Ontology annotation, molecular function: oxidoreductase activity, acting on NAD(P)H, heme protein as acceptor.
AAUACCUCCUAAUUCAUGGUGGCCAAAAUUUCACCACGGACUUCCGAGACGUGGUCGUGUAGGCUUUUGAAUACUCUCGAAAUGUAGCUCCCCUCAGGAGCUUCCUUGGCAUAAAAGUUUCUUGAAUUAGCAGAAGGUAUUUUAUUCGGAACUCUGCGUGUCUGGUUGCAGGGUAAAAACAAAUUGGAGACGCUGCCCUUUUUCACUUAAACCCCGCCUAACACCAAAAAAAUAAAAUAAAAAAUCCUUGGUUAACGUAGGCUUGAAUUCUCAACAACAAUGUGGCAGCGGAGAUUAGUGCAUCUGUUACUUGACAGAACUAAAACCCAAAACCUCUGUAGUCACGGUACGAAUCGUAAUGUGUUGGAUCAAUACAGAUCACUCGUUAGACAGUAUGGCACCAAACGCAGCAAUGAAUCCGUUGCACACUACAGAAUUUCUCGUUCGAAGGGUACUUCUGAAAGGCUUCAAUCCACGUACUAUCGGUUCUGCCACAAUAUAUACAGGAAGUCCUAUAAUUGGUCAUCAUCACGACAUAUGUCAACCACCACAGCUUUGUCAUCAGCAAAGAAGUUUGAGGCUGCAAGAGUAGGGGCAUCCUAUCUGGUCACUGAUGGAGAUGGAGCCCCGUUGAAGGUAGCAGCAUGGCUGUUUGGUUGUGCUGCAUGGGUAUUCAGCAUGGUAAUACUUGGUGGGAUGACUCGCCUUACAAGGUCUGGUCUUUCAAUGACUGAGUGGAAAUUCACAGGUAGUCUACCCCCUAUGACAGAAGAUGAAUGGCAGCUUGAAUUUGAAAAAUACAAGCAGUCACCAGAAUACAAACGUGUAAACAAGGGAAUCGGCCUUGAAGAUUUCAAGUUUAUAUACUGGAUGGAAUAUGCACAUCGCAUGUGGGGAAGGGGGCUAGGCAUUGUCUUUGCUGGUCCAUUUUCAUACUUUGUUUGGAAAGGAUACAUAACUAGACAGCUUGGAUUGAGACUUUCAGCUAUUUUUGCUAUGGGUGCUGGUCAGGGAUUGAUAGGCUGGUGGAUGGUAAAGAGUGGCCUCCAGGAACCAGAAGCAGAGUAUGCAGAACCUAGAGUGAGUCCUUAUCGUUUGGCAACUCAUCUCACUUCUGCAUUUGUAAUUUACUGUGGUCUUCUUUGGAUGGCUCUUUCUGUUGCCAUGCCAGAACCCCCAACAUAUUCUGUAGCUUGGGUUAAAGGAGCAGCAAAGGUCAGGAGGCUAGCCCUCCCAGUGAGUGCUGUUGUUGCCAUAACAGCUAUUUCAGGGGCAUUUGUUGCAGGAAACGAUGCAGGACGCGCAUUCAACACAUUUCCCAAAAUGGGUGAUAAAUGGAUCCCAGAUGGCCUUUUUGAGUUGAAACCAUUUAUGCGAAAUUUCUUUGAGAACACAGCAACUGUGCAGCUUGAUCAUCGUCUUCUGGCUAUGACAACAUUUAUUGCUAUUGGCAGCAUGUGGUUUGCCACAAGACGUGUCCAGAUGCAUCCUGCAGUAAAGCAUUUGGUAAACUCUACUCUUGGAAUGGCAUUCUUACAGGUUACAUUAGGAAUAUCAACCCUGCUAUCUUAUGUCCCACCUUCCCUUGGCACUGCACAUCAAGCAGGGGCUCUAAUGCUGUUUACAAUGAUGAUACUAUUAGUACAUGCAACAAGGAAGCCGUCUCCAGAACUAUUGAAAUCUCUGCAACAUGUUUCAAAACGUGUUCGUUUUAUGACAAAUUUCAAAUAAUAUAUAGUGGUAGACUUCAUGUAGAACUUCCAGCCCACUACUGAAGACUCUGGAGAUGCCGAGAACAUCUGAAGCAGGCGUGGCUUAUGACUGAAAGAACUACAAUGUAAGGAAAACAAUUGGGAGAAAGUUUUUAGUUUGAUUAGGUGAAAAGCAAUGUAGAGUUACAUGUUAAGAGCCAUACAUCUGGGUGAUUUAUGGGUUUUACUUUUUGCUGACACGGAUAACCCAGAUUGGUGAGUAUGGGACUUAAUGCUGCUGAAGUCAACAUUGCAUGUAGUAACAACUGAGCUACAGCAAGGGAUCUGGCAUUGCAGUGUUCCCAUUUUGACCAAGUAAAUGCAUUGUCAAUGAAAGGGUGCAUAUUGAGUUUUUGCUUAAGACUAUCUAUUUGGAUUACACCGUUUUAAGGCAUAAAGGUUUUGAGAUAAUGGUGAUGCAGGGCGAUCAAACCAAAACAUUAAUAUCAAGAGAGUAAUAUCUUGAGAGUUGAAGUAAUAGAUUUACUUAAUAACUCGAGUUGCUGUAAAGAAUAUAUCCAGUCAAACAAUUUUACACUCUAGUGAAAAUUAAUAUUUUUGAUAGCCUGUCUGGAGAACAGGUUAGGCUUCAUUAUUGAUAUCUAUUAAACAUGUCAGACGGGUAAUAUAGAUCUUUAUAUGGUGAAUACUAGUUACAA